This is a messenger RNA of Thermothielavioides terrestris NRRL 8126, 2931 nucleotides long. RefSeq lists its product as uncharacterized. Lineage: Eukaryota; Fungi; Ascomycota; Sordariomycetes; Sordariales; Chaetomiaceae. Bases 1 to 2931 code for a protein of 976 amino acids. The record is from RefSeq and is a predicted model, not a curated record. The transcript is spliced from 7 exons.
AUGAAGCUCAGCCAGCUUCAGGAGCUUAUUUCGGACACUUCCUCAGCCAGGUUGGAGAGUGGUGUGCAGGCCGGUCUCCAAAUCUUGAGCGACAUCGAGGCGGCACUUGCAGAGGCAAAGACCGUGCCCGAGAUUGCUCAAUGGAUCAAAACAAGCAACGAGCUUCGGUCCCAGACUGCGUACCGACGCACCGUAGUUGGCGUCGUUGGCAGCACUGGCGCGGGCAAAAGCUCAGUCAUAAACGCCGUCCUUGACGAGGAGGGUCUCCUCCCGACUAACUUCAUGCGCGCUUGCACGGCAGUCGUCACCGAGGUUGCCUACAACCCCUCUGACCGCAUCGACGAAAAAUACCGCGCGGAGAUUCACUUCAUCAGCAGAGAAGAGUGGAUCAACGAACUGAGAAUUCUGCUCAGCGAUAUGACCCAAGCUUCUGACCCGCUUGGGACGGAUGAGCCCAGUAGUGAAAGCGACGCCGGAGUCGCUUUUCACAAGAUACGCUCGGUGUAUCCCUUCUUGGCGAAGGACGAAAUCAGGAAAGGAAAAUUCGACCCUUGCGAGUUGACGGCGCACCAUACAGUCAAGGGGCUCCUUGGAAGUGUCCAGCACAUUAAGAGCCCGACGGCUCAGGAGUUUCUCGCACUUCUCAAGAAGUUCAUUGAUUCUAAGGAGAAAACUCCGGGACGGGGGAAGGAUCCCGAUGCCAUGGAGUACUGGCCGCUGAUCAAGGUCGUUAAAGUGUUCGUGCGAUCACCCAUUCUUGCAUCAGGCCUUGUGUUGGUCGACUUGCCUGGUGUUCAGGAUUCGAAUGCUGCCCGCUCCGCAGUUGCUUCGAAAUACAUCGAGCAGUGCACCGGACUUUGGGUUGUCGCGCCCAUCACUCGAGCGGUCGACGACAAGUCGGCCCAGACCCUCCUGGGAGACUCGUUCAAACGGCAGCUGCAGUUUGACGGGGCAUAUUCCAGAGUCACUGUCGUAUGCUCAAAGGCCGAUGAUCUCUCGGUAACAGAAGCCUUGAAGUUGAUUCCCGAGGGGGAGCGCGCCCAUCAACUUCAUGCGCGGGAACAGCUUCUCCAGACGGAGCGCGAAAAGCUCCAGGAGGAAGUGAACGAACUCAAGCACCGAAAUUCUGAGAUCGACAGUCAAAUUAGCCAACUUCUUACGUACAUCGUGUCCCUCAGAACGGCUCUCGACCGCUCGGACGGCCGGGAGAAUCUCCUGGUUUCUCCGGGGGGCACCCGAAAGCGGUCCUCUAGACGAGCCAAGUCUGGUGCUCUUAAGCGCCUUCGGCUUCAAUCCAGCGAUGGGACGAGUACCGAGGACACACACUCCGAUCAGGAGGAAUCAACUGAAACCGAGCCGGAGAUGGAACAAAUCUCAAGGGAUGUCGCCGCACAGCGACUGAGAGAGGCUGAUGAGCAGCUGUCCGCUGCGCACGCGGAAAAGAAGGCCCUGAAAAAGCCUCUAGCCUCGCAGAGAAAGGCACUCCGAGAGCUGAAGGCCGACUUGAAGUCGCUCAAUUCAGAGAUCAAGCAUGCUUGUGUCAAGUGGCGCAACGAUCGCACUCGGCCGUUGAUACAAUUCCAGUUUGCCGAGGGCAUUCGAGAGAUGGAUUUGGACAACGCUGCCGAGGAGAACGAGAAUUCCGACAGCAGCCAAGUCCGACGGAACUACGAUGACAUUGCCAGAAAACUCCCAGUUUUCUGCGUGUCAAGCAAGGCGUACCAGAAGAUGUCAGGAAGACUGAAAAUUGACGACCAGGUUGCCGGUUUUCCGGGUCUCGAAGACACGGAAAUUCCGGCAUUACAGAAACACGCGAUGGAAACGGCCGACGAGACACGGUCGGCAACCUGCCGCCGCUUCCUGACCGAUCUCAGGAACUUCUUAACAUCGGUGCAUCUCCAGGUCGUCCUCUCGGACCAGCCGACGAAGCUGGCCGACGAUAUGCGGGAGGCGGAACUUCGAUACCUGGAGAAAGCGAUGGACGGUUUGAGGAAGGACCUCAAUUCCGCACUCACACAAGCUUUUUCUGUAUGUCGGGAGGUCGUUGACUGCUGCAUCUUCCGAAGGUCCAAUAUGGCGGCCAAGGUCGCAGAGGACGCCGCGAUUGCUACGGUCAAUUCCUGGAUUUGCCCCGCAACCGACGGAGGUUUGGCAUAUCAAACCUUCCGUGCUACUUGCGUUCGUGAUGGCGCAUUCACAGGGGCCAGGGGAGCGAUGGACUUCAAUGCAGCGCUUGCAAAGCCCUUCCUGAAGCAUCUCUCAGGGUCAUGGGAGUAUGUCUUCGAGAGCUACUUUCCUGAGCUCAUCGAGAAGCUCGUUGCUCGCUUCGGACAGGCCUUGAGCGCUUUCCGUUUGCAGAUGGACAAGCGACCAGAACUCAGAAAGAUCCCCUCCUUUGCGUUGGCCAUACACCGGGUCAAAAUUCUCGAAAACAAUCUUUCAGAUAUGGCGAAUCUGAUGGAAGUUGUCAAGACUGGACAGAAAAAGGCCAACCGGCUCAUCGUCCCGGCACUGACUGAAGCGAUGGCCGUCGCCUACGGACAUUGUGCCGGAGAGUCGGGUACGGGCUGCUACAAACGGAUCAAAGCAUACAUGCUUGACCAUGUAGAGCGCAAUCAAGGCACCAUGUUUCGAGCAGCCGCCCGCAAAAUGGAGAGUGCUCUCCUGAGCACCGUCGACGACUUUGAGGCGGAAGUGAAGGCCGAAGCGAGUCGCAUCGUGUUGCUCAUUCAGACGGAUUUCCGCGCUGUUGUGGCCCACCAAGACAUCUUCAAGGCGCUGUCGACCGCCCGCGACGACGUCCGCAACCUACUUGCACAAGUCGAUGGACGAUUUGAGCAGAUUCUGAAAAUGCAAGUCACUCAGGCGCCGCCACCUGUCACGAUCAAGCAGGAGAUGCCGUCUGAGACAUCCGAUUCCGCUUCUGAUUAA